This is a messenger RNA of Ostreobium quekettii, 1509 nucleotides long. NCBI's taxonomy places the organism in Eukaryota, Viridiplantae, Chlorophyta, Ulvophyceae, Bryopsidales, Ostreobiaceae. The record is from the annotation of a GenBank genome assembly.
AUGGAGAUUGCGGCGCCGGUCGGCGACCGAUCGGCCCGGCGCGAGGUGGCCCUGGGGGAGGAGUUCACGGUGAGCGAGGCGGUGGAGGCCGUGGGCAUGGGCCGCUUCCAGGCCCUGCUGCUCCUGGUGGUGGGCAUGUGCGUCGCCGGCAAGGGGGCUACCAUAACGCUGGGCACGUUCAUCUUCCCCGGGGCAAAGUGUGACUUUGGCCUCUCAGACGGGCAGGAGAGUCAACUCACGAUAUGGGUGCUGGUGGGCAUCAUGAUUGGUUCUUACACCUGGGGCCUCAUGGGGGACAUGGCUGGGCGAAAGAUUUCCAUCGCUGUGGCCACGGCGGGGGGAAUUGCGACCAGCGCAGUGGCGACCGUGCUCCCCAAUGUGCAGAGCCUUUCAGCGGUUUUGCUUCUGCUGGGUUUCACAAUGGCUGGACAAUUGACAGAUUUGGCAUACCUGUUUGAGUACACUCCCACAGCAUAUCGUGGGAAAUCUGCACUGGCCAUGGGGCUUGCCUGGGCCCUUGGCACGCUUGGCAAUGCUGUGUCAGCAUGGCUCAUAAUGCCACACUACGGCUGGAGGAUACUUGUCUUUGUCACAGAUGUGCCAUACGUUUGUGCCCUUGGGCUCCUCCACCUGGUGCCUGAAUCUGCACACUACCUGGCCGUGAGGGGUCGUGAGGCUGAAGCGAGGAAAGCCCUGGAAAGAAUGGCAGAGAUUAAUGGAGUGGCCUUGCCAGCAGGAUCGGUUUUGGUUGCACCAGAAGGCAGAAACAGCAAAGAGGUGUCUGUUCGUGGGAUUCUUGAGAAGUCAGCCUCAUCACUAAAAAUGAUGUUCGCUCCAUCCUGCCUCCAAAUGUCCAUUCCCACUGUCCUCGUGUGGGUUGUGUCAGGGUUCAUGUACACUUCGAUGCUUUUAAUGAAUACCGAAGUCCAUGCGACUGAGAGUUCGUGCACUGGAAACCACAAGAAACCACUCUAUCUGUCCAACAAGGACUACCAUGACAUCAUCAUUGUCUCAUGCUCAGAAGCCGUCAGCCAAGUCCUCCCCAUUGUGAUAAUCGACCGAAUUGGAAGGAAAUGGUCGAUGUUCACCCUGUUCGUGGGCGCCAUGGCCUCGAUGAUCCCCAUCUUGUCGGGCAGCCCAGACCCGACCUGGCCGAUGUUCGGCAUCCGGGCAUUCGCCCAAAGCAUCCAGCUGGUUGUGAGCGUCUACACGUCCGAGGCCUACCCGACGGACAUACGGGCCUUCGCCCUGGGCGUGGGCCACAGCGCGAGCAACUUCGGCACCAUAGGCACUCCACUGGUGGCACAGGGACUUCUGCACUCCCGCGGGAUCCGUGCUUCCGUGGGCGUCCUUGUGGCCAUGGCCGCUGCUGGAACGGGCGCUGCGGCCGCACUUCCGUUCGACACAACGUACAUACAGCUCGAAGACACGGCGGUCGUCGACGGACGAACAAAAGACAAUGCCAUGGACCUGCCAGAGGAGCUUCGAGAAAUUGCAUCGGAGAGCUGA